AAAUGAAAGAACAAUGAACAAUUCAAACAUCGUAAUAAAAUCAACCAUGAAUGGGCGGUUUCACUUCCUUCAGUCUUCACAAUACACGUCUUAUUCACUGUAUGGUUCUCUGUGUAGGCAAUUGUUCAUUGUAUGACAUCACAAGGGUUGGUCUUUUGUCGAUUCAGGUAGUUAGAGGAACGUGCAUUAACGCCCUGGACCAGACGUAGUAGCCUGGGGCGGUGAGAAAGGUGUGGACGCGGUCAUAAUUUCACCAUAGGUUUAGCCUCUGACGUAACGAAAGAAAAACACACCUACAUUUGUCAGGGGGAGAGUUUUGACGGUACUGAAAUCACAAGUGUAGGAUUAGGAUACCGUAAACUAACAUAUAUCACAGUCAAAUCCAAGUUAUCGGUUAAAGUUCAGUUGAAUGCCGAGAGACGCUUUGAACAUAAUGGACACUCAUGUGAAAGCAGGACAAGUUUACCUUCAACACAGAAAUGUAGGAAAGAAGUGGAAGCAGCAUUGGCUGACUCUCUACCCCUCCAGCCGCUGCGGUGUAGCCAGGCUAGAGCGCCAGGAAGUGGGGGGAGGAGAGCGGGCCGGUCCCUCUGGGGUCUGGAAGCACCAGGACAAAGUUAAGGAGAAGAGGGUGAUCCGCCUGUCAGAGGUCAACCUUACUGCUGUACUUGUCUUCCUUACUAGCACUGACUUUGAUUAGCUGCAUUAUUGAGGAUUUAUUUUUUACUGGCACUGACUGUUAUACAGUAUGUGGUUGUCUUACCUAACUUAGUUGAAUGCACUAUAAUUGGCUCAGGAUAUGGACAAGCCUAAGGCCCUGCGAGAAACUAGCGUCCUGUCCAGAGGGCAUACUUUUACAUCAAACUGGCUCAUGCUACAGAAACAAGAGAUAGGCCCCUGCUCCUAUGAGCUGUUAGAUCGGGGUGAUCAGGGUCCUGAGGCUGCCCCCACACGCUGAGGCCUGCCCCAAAGACAACAUGGCCGCCUUCUGUGUGGAGACCGACGGCAGGAGGUACGUCUUCGCAGCGGAUAAGGACGACUGCGUGGAGUGGGUGGAGAGGAUGUGUGACCUCGCCUUCCAGGGAGGCUCCACUGGUCAGCAGCCGCAAAUUCAGAUGGAGGACAACCAGAUCUACGUCUCCAGGGAGGAAGUUAGUGAGUUCAGGGUGGGUGUGAAGCAGACGGAUGUAGCGAUGCGCUGCGGCCUCCAGGGGGAGUACUAUUGGCUGCAAGUGGCCCAGGAGGGGUUGGUCCUUAAGGAGGCGGAGACCAGGAAGAGUUUGCAGGACUGGCCCUAUCGGCUGAUACGACGCUAUGGCAGAGACAAGUUGACGUUCAACAUCGAGGCGGGCCGGCGCUGUGACUCUGGACCCGGAACCUUCACCUUUGAGACGUGCCAAGCUGACGACAUCUUCAGCCUCAUCGAGGCCGCCAUACGGGAACAGAAGGCCGUCGCCGGGGACGAAUGUGAGGGCGACACUGUGGUUGCUAACCAUAGCCCUAAUAUGCCUCGUGCUCGUUCCCCACUGCCCAAACUGCCAGAUAGUGCAACCAUUUUGGAGGGCAGCUACAGUUUUAAACCAGUAUUUUCAAAUGCUAUUGGCUCAGAGCAGUGUUUGUACUCACAGCCGCCUAAUUUGAUUGGCUCUGAGGAGUGUCCGUACUCUGAGCCAGCAGACAGUAUUAAACCCAAAGCCCCCAGCCUCAACUCCUAUCUGACGCCCCCAACAGCCUCCACCCUCACCCCCUCUAUCCCUCUACACCCCCGCAAUCACCAUGUCAACCGAACGGAACCAGUGUACGCCGACCCAGCAGACAUCCUCUCACUCACACCCCUGAGAUCUACACCACCACCACCACCACCACCACCACCACCCCCGCCCACUUCCUCUUCCUGCUCUUAUCACCACGACAACAAGCCAGAGCCGGUCUACUCCGAGGUGUACGACCGUGCGAGUCCUCUACCUGAUAAGACUCAACAACAGAAACAGAGCCGGGACCAGCGGGGGCAGGAACCUGGCAAAGAGGAACCCAUCUAUAGUGAGCCUUGUGUGGGGACCCCAGCCAAGGGCCCCAACACUGACCCGUUCGCCCACCUUUACAGCCAGGUCUGCAAGCCAGGCUCUUCAUCACCAUCAUCAUCAUCCCCCCCCUUCCUCACUGGCCUCCUCUUCCUCCUCAUCAUCAUCGUCGUUGACCAUUACCAGGACCUUGGCUACCAGGAGGCCCACUGCUGGACGCCAGUCACCAGAGGUCAUCUAUGAAAACAUGGGGUUCAUUUAGGAUCCUCUGUUGUGUCUGAAAUGGCCCUUUAAGGUUCACUACUUCUGAUCUGCGCCCAGAAGGAGAUAUUCAGACCAAUACACACAAAUUCACUCAUUUCACAAUGUUAUUGUCUACUUACUUUAUUUAUUGAACUUGUUUUCACAUACAGAAUCAUUGUUUUUUCUUAUGAUGUAAUACCUUUUGUAUAACGUGUUAUGAAUAUCAAUAUUGCACACCAGUGUAAUGGACAUGGGAGAGGGAGAAAAGAGCCACAGAGAUCUUCCUUAAGUCUGUCAGUGGUCGAUGUAAAUGUUUUCAAACAGUGUUAGCCGCCGCCUCCUCCCCAACAGAAACCAAUGACUCCCGCCAGUCUCACAUCCUUUUCCUUAUUUACUUUGUUUUACUGAUGUGAUUCAAUAAAACAAUAAUGGGUGUGUAUCCAGUAACUCUC
Messenger RNA from Oncorhynchus gorbuscha (pink salmon), 2716 nucleotides. RefSeq names its product docking protein 2-like. The transcript is spliced from 6 exons. Gene Ontology annotation, biological process: positive regulation of MAPK cascade; cell surface receptor protein tyrosine kinase signaling pathway. The record is from RefSeq and is a predicted model, not a curated record. Lineage: Eukaryota; Metazoa; Chordata; Actinopteri; Salmoniformes; Salmonidae. Gene Ontology annotation, cellular component: cytoplasm. The coding region runs from base 978 to 2264 and encodes 428 amino acids.